This is a messenger RNA of Hippopotamus amphibius kiboko, 3153 nucleotides long. It is a transcript of the gene SLC43A2, whose product is annotated as solute carrier family 43 member 2. Gene Ontology annotation, molecular function: L-amino acid transmembrane transporter activity; neutral L-amino acid transmembrane transporter activity. The coding region runs from base 136 to 1842 and encodes 568 amino acids. Gene Ontology annotation, biological process: transmembrane transport; neutral amino acid transport. The record is from RefSeq and is a predicted model, not a curated record. The transcript has 14 exons. NCBI's taxonomy places the organism in Eukaryota, Metazoa, Chordata, Mammalia, Artiodactyla, Hippopotamidae.
GGGGUCGGAAUAAAAGGGCUGGAAUAAAAGGGGGGGCAGAAAAGGCGCCGGCCGGGCCCGAUACACACCAGGAGGAGCCGGGUGGCUGCAGAGCCCGAGCCCGAGCCGGGCCGCCGCGCCUCGCCUCGCCUCGCCAUGGCGCCCACCCUGGCCACUGCCCAUCGGCGCCGCUGGUGGAUGGCCUGCACCGCCGUGUUGGAAAACCUCCUCUUCUCGGCAGUCCUCCUGGGCUGGGGUUCGCUGCUCAUCAUGCUCAAGUCGGAGGGCUUUUACUCCUACCUGUGUACUGAGCCAGAAAAUGUCACCAACAGCACAGUGGGGGCCACGGCAGAGCCAGAACACGAGGAGAUGAGCCGGAUGAAUGGCUGGCUCAGCUGCAAGGCCCAGGAUGAGAUACUAAACUUGGCCUUCACUGUGGGCUCCUUCCUGCUCAGUGCCAUCACCCUGCCCCUGGGCAUCGUCAUGGACAAGUAUGGCCCGAGGAAGCUCAGGCUGCUGGGCAGUGCCUGCUUUGCUGUCUCCUGCUUGCUGAUCGCAUAUGGAGCAAGUAACCCAAACUCCCUCUCCGUGCUCAUCUUCAUCGCCCUGGCUCUGAAUGGCUUUGGUGGGAUGUGCAUGACUUUCACCUCGUUAACACUGCCCAACAUGUUUGGUGACCUUCGGUCCACGUUUAUUGCUUUGAUGAUUGGAUCCUAUGCCUCCUCGGCAGUCACCUUCCCAGGAGUCAAGGUCAUCUAUGACUUCGGUGCCUCCUUCAUCGUCAUCCUCGUGGUCUGGGCCGGCUGCUCUGGGCUGGUUUUCCUCAACUGCUUCUUUAACUGGCCCCUGGAGCCCUUCCCGGGGCCAGAGGACAUGGACUACACGGUGAAGAUCAAGUUCAGCUGGCUGGGCUUUGACCACAAGAUCACAGGCAAGCAGUUCUACAAGCAGGUGACCACGGUGGGGCGCCGCCUCAGCGUGGGCAGCUCCAUGCGGAGCGCCAAGGAGCAGGCCGCGCUGCAGGAGGGCCACAAGCUGUGCCUGUCCACCGUGGACCUGGAGGUCAAGUGCCAGCCCGACGCCACAGCGGCCCCCUCGUUCAUGCAGAGCGUGUUCAGCCCCAUCCUGCUGCUCAGCCUGGUCACCAUGUGCGUCACGCAGCUCCGCCUCAUCUUCUACAUGGGCGCCAUGAACAACAUCCUCCAGUUCCUGGUCAGCGGCGACCAGGACGUGGUCGGCCUCUACACCUCCAUCUUCGGGGUGCUCCAGCUGCUCUGCCUGCUGACAGCCCCCGUCAUCGGCUACAUCAUGGACUGGAGGCUGAAGGAGUGUGAGGACGCCUCUGAGGAGCCGGAGGAGAAAGACGCCAGCCAAGGUGAGAAGAAGAAGAGGCGGGACCGGCAGAUCCAGAAGAUCACCAACGCCAUGCGGGCCUUCGCCUUCACAAACCUGCUGCUCGUGGGCUUUGGGGUGACCUGUCUCAUCCCCAAUCUGCCUCUACAGAUCCUCUCCUUCAUCCUGCACACCAUCGUGCGAGGAUUCAUCCACUCUGCCGUCGGGGGCCUCUACGCCGCCGUGUACCCCUCCACGCAGUUUGGCAGCCUCACAGGUCUGCAGUCCCUGAUCAGUGCACUCUUCGCUCUCCUGCAGCAGCCCCUGUUUCUGGCUAUGAUGGGUCCCCUCCAAGGAGACCCUCUGUGGGUGAACGUGGGGCUGCUUGUCGUGAGCAUGCUGGGCUUCUGCCUCCCUCUCUACCUCAUCUGCUACCGGCGCCGGCUGGAGCGGCAGCUACAGCAGAAGAGGGAGGACCACAAGCUUUUCCUCAAGCUCAACGGCUCGUCCAACCCGGAGGCUUUCGUGUAGCGCCCACCGCCUGGGAACUGUGGCCUCCCGCCCUGGCUCCAGUGACUCCCCGGUGUCCUCCUCCCCACCCCCGGAGGACCUCCACACACCCCCAGGAUCCUGUCUUUCACCACGCUGGAGCCCACGCUCCCUCCCGGGGCCCUGGUCCUGCCUUGGAGCUCCGCGGUGGGAGGACGGGAGAGGGCCUGGACGGGCGCUUCUCCUGCUGGAGGCAGGGGCGCUCUGCACUUUGCUCUGCCACCCUCGGCGGGGGGGGGGCGGCUUGGAGCCUCGGGGCUCCGUGGUGCCUGCAGGAGGACCCCAGGCAGGCAGGCCCUCUCCCCACAAAGUGUGUCCGGAUUCUGCCUCUUGGCAAAGCAGAGGCGUCUGCCAUCCACUGCCCGCCACCUGCCGCUCGGCUGCAUGUCCAGCGACCACGCCUGCCUGAGGACAAAGGCUUGCGCUGUCUGCACCCCCCUCGCCUGGCCCCUCACCUCCUCCCCCGGCCGGUCUGAGCUGCCUGCGGAAGGAAGGACCCGCUUCCUGUUGCUGGUGCUACAACUCCUUCGUGAUUCCAGCCCCCUGUGGCCUGUCCCUGGCCUGUCCUCCUGUUCGAGGCCUGUGGAGGAGCCCCCCUGGCUUAAAGCCUGGGGAGUGGACGGAGGGCUGAACGGUCCCAUGUGGUCACGUGAGCCAUGGUCAAGGCCGAGCCGCCGUCUCUUCCCUCCUCCCUCAGGCCCUGAGCCGGGGGCACGUUUCCGCUGCCACCCUCUGUCCAGUCUGUGACCUGAAGGGAGUGAAAGGGACACCAGCAGGGUGCCACCCACACCCACACCCACAGCUGUUUUUGUGGGGGUGGAAGUCAGGCUGUGGCUGCCAGACGUGGAGGUCCAGGCCUGGGUGGGGAGGUAGGAUUGUGAGAGGCCCAGGGUGUGUGUACGUGUGCCGUGUGUAAGACACGUGUGUGGUGGGGGGUAGGGGUGGGGGGUGGGCUAUGGGUGCCUCCCCUUGUCCUCCCAGAGCCAGCCAGGCCCACGGCAAGGCCAGCUUGGCUCAGGAUGGGGAGCGUGUCCCCGGCUGCAGGGCCACAGCGCCCCCUGCUGGCAGACGCUCCCAGGGCCCUGGCGCUGUUCACGUGGGCAAGGCCACCCCCCUCUGCCAGGCGGGCCUGGCUUACCUACCCACCCACGUUGACGACCCUCAGAAAUUGUCUGAGGCGUCCCGGGAGCUCUGAGAGGGGUGGAUUGAUUUUUAGGUGUUUUUUUUUUUUUUCCUUUGAAGUUUUAUCAGACUCCUUUUUAUAAAGCAAUAAAUCCAUUUUCCUCCUGGUAA